CUUCCACUUGCAGAUGGUUACGCGGAUCCCCCCGUCAGGCCUGUCAGAGCUGCUGCUGACUAUUCUCCAGCGGAGUGGCUGGCAGGAGGGCAUGGCUGUGCUGUGCCAGGGCUGGGAGGAGGCUGGCCUGCUGGAACUACUGGAGCUCCAGAGCCGCCUUGGCUGGGGCGCCACCCGCUGGCACCUCCGAGCCCUCCUCAAUCUCACCCGGGCCGGGCCCACAGAAUCCGAAAUCCAGGACUUCCUUACGGAACACUUCCGGGGACAGGGGCCAAGUCAGAUCCUGCCACCGGCUGCGGUACUGCUGUUCGGGGCCGACCCGGAGUGUGCAGCGGCGGUGCUGCGGAGCGCCCAGGACUUGGGGCUGACGCUGCCCACAGUGCACUGGGUGCUGGGCUACCCGCUGAGCCCCGACACCCUGCACUCCAUUGGCCUGCCCCUGGGGCUGCUGGCCUACGGUGAGGUGGAGCGCAAGCCGCUGGACUUCUACAUCCGCGACGCGCUGCAGCUGGUGGGCCAAGCUGUGGCAGCAGCCACAGUGGUGCGUCCCGACCUGGCGCUCAUCCAGAACAUGGUCAACUGCUACGACAAGCCUAACAAGCACGAGGUGCCCUCGUCCGGACAGUACCUCGCCAGAUUCCUGUCUAACACGUCGUUCUCGGGGCUGACAGGGCCGGUGUCGGUGCAGAGGAACCUGUCCCGGGUUCUCACCUCUCAGCGCUUCCACAUCUGGAGCCUGCGGCGGGAUGCGGUGGGCCAGCCCACCUGGGUGACGGUGGGCAGCUGGGAGGGGGGCCGCCUGAAGGUGGAGGACCAGAGCCUUUGGCAGGGUCCCAAUGGCAAGGGCCACGACCGGGGGGAGGGCCAGAGGAGUGGGGGUCGGUGGCAGCCAGGCCUGCCUGUGGCAGACAGCCGGGUGCGGGUAGUUACCCUGGUGGAGCACCCCUUUGUAUUCACGCGGGAAGUCGAUGAGGACGGGAACUGCCCGGCGGGACAGUACUGCCUGGACGCAGGGACGAACAGCUCGGACAUGCUGGAGAGCUACUUCAGCGAGCGUGCCUCGGGAAACUCUACCUUCCUGCCCACGGACUACAGCAAGUGUUGCUACGGAUACUGCAUUGACCUGCUGGAGAAACUGGCCGAGGACUUGCGCUUUGAGUACGACCUGUACAUCGUGGGUGACGGGAAGUAUGGAGCGUCGAAGAGCGGCCGCUGGACAGGGCUGGUGGGCGACCUCCUCAAUGGCGUGGCCGACAUGGCCGUCACCUCAUUCAGCAUUAACUCAGUGCGUAGCCGCGUCAUCGACUUCACCUCGCCCUUCUUCUCCACCUCGCUGGGCAUCCUGGUGCGCAGCAAGGACACAGCGGCGCCCAUUGGCGCCUUCAUGUGGCCCCUUCACUGGUCCAUGUGGGUGGGUAUCUUCGUGGCACUGCACAUCACCGCCCUCUUCCUCACCCUCUACGAGUGGAAAAGCCCUUUUGGCAUGACGCCACACGGACGCAACCGCCUGCGGGUCUUCUCCUACUCGUCGGCGCUCAACCUGUGCUACGCCAUCCUGUUCGGCCGCACAGUCUCCAGCAAGACUCCUAAGUGCUGGACGGGUCGGUUUCUGAUGAACCUGUGGGCCAUCUUCUGCCUGCUGGUGCUGUCCAGCUAUACAGCCAACCUGGCCGCCGUCAUGGUCGGCGAGAAGACCUUCGAGGAGCUCUCGGGGAUCCACGACGCCAAGCUCCACCACCCGUCCCAUGGUUUCAGGUUUGGGACGGUGAGGGAGAGCAGUGCCGAGGAGUACAUGAAGAAGAGUUUCCCAGAGAUGCACGAGUACAUGAGGCGCUACAAUGAGCCCACCACACCUGAUGGAGUGUCCACCCUCAAGGUAGAUCCCCCUCAGCUUGAUGCCUUCAUCAUGGACAAGGCCCUGCUGGACUACGAGGUGUCCAUCGACGCAGACUGCAAGCUGCUCACCGUGGGCAAACCCUUCGCCAUCGAAGGCUAUGGAAUAGGCCUCCCGCAGAACUCCCCUCUGACCAACAACGUGUCAGAGUUCAUCAGUCGCUACAAGUCAGACGGCUACAUGGACAUGCUGCACGACAAGUGGUACAAGGUGGUGCCCUGUGGGAAGAGGGUGUUCGCCGUCACUGAGACUCUCCAGAUGGGCAUCCGUCACUUCUCAGGGCUGUUUGUGCUGCUGUGUGUGGGCGUGGCCACGUCGCUGCUCACCCUGGCUGGGGAGCACGCCUUCUAUCACAUGGUGCUGCCCCGCAUCCGACGACGACAAAAGUACAAGUACUGGCUCCACACCAGCCAGAAAAUCCACCGAGCCCUGAACCAGACCUAUGAGGACGUGAAGAAGAAGCAAGACACCAACACAGAGAAAAGUAGCUGCUGCAUCCAGAAGAACCAGCACCCCCAGCCUCCCCCUGACCCUCUUCUCUCCAGGGCAUCGGCCAAGUGGAACAGCGAGAACAGCAGGGACGCUGCAGCCGCUAAGGACAACAAGCGCGUCCACUUUAACCUGGAGACCCUCAACAGCCGCCGCCUGCUGGCCCGGGCCGUGACCAAGUCCGAAGGGGACAGAGGGGGGGAAGGUAUCCCCGGGGCUAACCAGGCAACACGUGUCUGUGCAAAUGGAGGCUUCGGGACUUCCUUUGCCAACCUGGUGCUCUCCCUCCCCUCCGCCUCUUCUUCAUCCAUCCCUUCUUCAUCUUCCUCCUUGGGCGUUCCUCCAAGGUCAGGGGAGCUACAAGAGCUACAGGAGAAGAUCGACCUGAUCCGGGAUCAGCUAAGGACGGCUCUGGCCAGGAGGGCCGAGCUGCAGACUUCCCUGGCCAAGGAGAAGGCCGCCUGCUCUGCACCCAUAGUGUCAGGAAUGCCCCCCGUGGUUUUAGCUGCAGCAUCCCUCCCCACCUCCACCAAAACCACCUCGUCCCUCCCCUCCACCCGCUGUGCCACCACCAUGACAGACCCUGUCCUCAAGGCCCUGCCCACAGUCCGCACAGCCCCCGCCAAACACACCAACGAAAAGAGGUGAUGCCCCUCUGGUGUUUGGACACGGACCAAUCAAUGGUGUAGUAAGGGGUUAAAAAGGGAGGGGUUUGUUGAAAGCAGCUGGAUUCCCUUGGUUUGGAUGCAUCCUUUUCCUGUGAUCCUGAUGCCGUAGCAUGGCAGCUCUUUCCCUGGACACCAACCUUUCAAAAUGUGCGCAACCUCAGGCCUACUUGAAUACAGUAUAUCGUCCCAUGCGGUGGGGCUGGAGGUACCAGCACGCCCACCCAUGGCGCUGCAUCUGUUCUGUGAACUGAGCCAUUAAACUUUCUAGCGCUCACUCCUCUGCCACAGGACCCGACUCCCGCGGAGGAAUCAGGAGCGGUGCGUUAUGUUUUAUUUCCUUUCAGAUCCGAAUCGAUAUUGUUCACUGGCCUUGAUUGACAUGUUUUUCAAGAAUAAAAGUCUGAUGAAAGUU
Messenger RNA from Oncorhynchus kisutch (coho salmon), 3463 nucleotides. It is a transcript of the gene grin3bb, whose product is annotated as glutamate receptor, ionotropic, N-methyl-D-aspartate 3Bb. Gene Ontology annotation, molecular function: ligand-gated monoatomic ion channel activity; signaling receptor activity. The coding region runs from base 14 to 3031 and encodes 1005 amino acids. Gene Ontology annotation, biological process: monoatomic ion transport. The transcript is spliced from 8 exons. Gene Ontology annotation, cellular component: membrane. The record is from RefSeq and is a predicted model, not a curated record. Lineage: Eukaryota; Metazoa; Chordata; Actinopteri; Salmoniformes; Salmonidae.